GAAAGCGUCGGAGCCUGGCGAGCGGAAGUGGCUGUUGGAGGCUUUAAAGUCGCUUUAAAUUCCCUCUGCCCUGGGAGCUCGCUCUUUGCGGCUGUACUCGGGCUUCGCGUGACGGAUGGCUGUGGACGUGAAGUCGCGAGCGAAGCGCUAUGAGAAGCUGGACUUCCUCGGGGAGGGGCAGUUUGCCACGGUUUACAAGGCCAGAGACAAGAACACCAACCAAAUUGUCGCCAUUAAAAAGAUCAAACUUGGACAUAGAUCAGAAGCUAAAGAUGGUAUAAAUAGAACAGCCUUAAGAGAAAUAAAAUUAUUACAGGAGCUAAGUCAUCCAAAUAUAAUUGGUCUCCUUGAUGCUUUUGGACAUAAAUCUAAUAUUAGCCUUGUCUUUGAUUUUAUGGAAACUGAUCUAGAGGUUAUAAUAAAAGAUAGUAGUCUUGUCCUAACACCAUCGCACAUCAAAGCCUACAUGUUGAUGACACUUCAAGGGUUAGAAUAUUUACAUCAACAUUGGAUUCUACAUAGGGAUCUGAAACCAAACAACUUGUUGCUAGAUGAAAACGGAGUUCUAAAGCUGGCAGAUUUUGGCCUGGCCAAAUCAUUUGGGAGCCCCAAUAGAGCUUAUACACAUCAGGUUGUAACCAGAUGGUAUCGGGCCCCUGAGUUACUAUUUGGUGCUAGAAUGUAUGGUGUAGGUGUGGACAUGUGGGCUGUUGGCUGUAUAUUAGCAGAGUUGCUUCUAAGGGUUCCAUUUUUGCCCGGAGAUUCAGACCUUGAUCAACUAACAAGAAUAUUUGAAACAUUGGGCACACCAACUGAAGAACAGUGGCCUGACAUGUGUAGUCUUCCAGAUUUCGUGACAUUUAAGAGUUUCCCUGGAGUCCCAUUACCACACAUCUUCAGUGCAGCAGGAGACGACUUGCUAGCUCUCAUACAAGGCUUAUUCUUAUUUAAUCCGUGUACUCGAAUUACAGCUACACAGGCAUUGAAAACUAAGUAUUUCAGUAAUCGGCCAGGGCCAACACCUGGAUGUCAACUGCCUAGACCAAACUGUCCAGUGGAAACUUUAAAGGAGCAGGCUAACCCAUCUCUGGCAACGAAACGGAAGAGAACCGAAAACUUGGAACAAGUGCUGCCCUUAAAGAGUAUACCUUUAAAUAGUUGCAGUGUGGCUCCUAUAAAAGGCAUAGCAGAGAGAAGAGAUGCCCCAAAGGAUGAUCGCCCACACAUUUGUUGUCCAUGGUAGAAAUAGAUACUCUUAAUGUUUCCCUCUGAUUCCUAAAAGGCUAAAUACAUGGACUAUGUUUUAUUUCCCUGGAAAAAUCACCUACCUUGAGUUGGACAUUGAAGUUUUUGUCAAGGAAUUAUAGAAAACCAUAUAAAUAUUGAUUUUUGUACUUCCUAUAAAUUACUGUUGAGGACUUCAUUAUAUUUGCUUAAUGGCCUCUAUAAGUCUCAUGUCACAAAAACUUUUAGAAGUUAAUUUCAGGACAAUGCGAAAUGCCAUUAGAAGAGUACUAAAGAUUAUCCUGUUAUUUUAUGGCUUUGUUAAUCCCAAUAGCUCAUCUGCAUAUAUAAUAUCCAGUGACUCCUUUCUUCCAAUAGAUACUAAAAUUUUAAAUCACAACUGUAUGCAAAAUUUUAAUUAUAUUUUUAAUUGUAUUAAAUAUGCUUAAUCAACUUUGCUUAUAACCAAGAACUUCC
Messenger RNA from Pipistrellus kuhlii (Kuhl's pipistrelle), 1701 nucleotides. It is a transcript of the gene CDK7, whose product is annotated as cyclin dependent kinase 7. Gene Ontology annotation, biological process: protein phosphorylation; positive regulation of transcription by RNA polymerase II. The transcript is spliced from 12 exons. Lineage: Eukaryota; Metazoa; Chordata; Mammalia; Chiroptera; Vespertilionidae. The record is from RefSeq and is a predicted model, not a curated record. The coding region runs from base 116 to 1243 and encodes 375 amino acids. Gene Ontology annotation, molecular function: RNA polymerase II CTD heptapeptide repeat kinase activity; ATP binding; cyclin-dependent protein serine/threonine kinase activity. Gene Ontology annotation, cellular component: transcription factor TFIIH holo complex; transcription factor TFIIK complex; cytoplasm.